AUGGCUUCAUUAGAUUUAAAUGCUUGUGAUGAUGUAGUGAAGUUUUUGCUAACCAACUCUUUUUCAUCACUGAAUUACGAGACAAAAGUAAUUUUAAAAAAUAAUGGAAAACCGACACCUCUGCCAGGUUUGACCGUUAAAGAUAGAUCCAAGUGUCGUUCGUUUACUAAAGAUUGUGAUUUUAAGAAACUUAAAAAACUGUGUUGUAGAGUUGUCAAUAAUAUCAAUAUGAAUUCGAUUGAGAGAAUUUUGCGGCUACAAUCUGAAAAUAAAUUAAGCCAUGAUGAAAAACUAUUAAUAAAAAACGUUGGACCGCCAAGACCCGAUUUGGACAUUGCUGUGUCGUGUAAAGUUAAAGACAAACUCGUGCAUCGAAAAUUUAAUAAGACUAUGUAUCAAAGUGAGUGGUGGUUAUGUGGUUGCAACGCGAAAAACGCCCUUUUCUGUUUUGUAUGUACCCUUAUGAAUAACGGAGAUGUUGAUAAAGCUUGGACUGAAACCGGAAUCACGGAUUUAAAACAUUUGGGAGAAAAAGUAAAAAAGCAUCGCUCGAGUAAAAAACACUUAAAUCUCAACGUAUCGUUCGCAGUCUUAGGUAAAGUAGACAUAAGAAAUCAGUUAAAUAGUGCUUAUAGAGAGAACGUCGAGAAACAUAAUGAUCAGUUGGCUUUAAGGGGGCAUGAUGAAACGCAUGAUUCUACAAAUCCGGGAAUUUUCAGAGGUUUAAUUAAUUUAAUGGCAGAGCUUGACACUACAUUAAAAUCUCAUAUAGAAAAAACGAACAAUCGCGUUUUUAUGGGUCUUUCAAAAACCAUACAAAACGAACUACUUGAUUCAAUUUAUGCUGUUUGUAUUAAUUUAAUCAAAGAUGAAAUUUUGGAAGCGGACUAUAUAUCUAUUUUAGCUGAUGAAACUACAGAUGUAGCUUCACAGUCGCAGCUGGUUUUUGUCGUUAGAUAUGAAUUGAAAGGCAAAAUAUUUGAAAGAUUUUUAGGAUUCAUUAAUCCAACAGAUCACACAGAUGAUUGUAUUUCUAGUAUUAUUUUAAAUGAGCUCGAAAAACUUGAAAUCAAUCAAAAUCCAAAAAAACUUAUAUCUCAGUCUUAUGAUGGUGCUUCGGUUAUGAGUGGAAGACAAAAUGGGGUACAAGCAAAAAUCAAGGAACAUUACCCUAAAGCUCAGUUUAUUCACUGCUAUGCUCACCAGUUGAAUUUAAUUAUAGAAAAGGCGGCAUCAGCACACAGCCAAAAAAAGUCACGAGCCGCCACUGAUAGUUCGACUAUGUAUCAAACACAGUCCCCCAAAACAGUUGAAAAUUUGAAAGAUACACAAUAUUGGAAAGAAGAUUUUAAUAAAGGUUCUUCACCAGAUAGAAUAAAUAGAGACAACAAUCCAACGGGGUUCUACUGA
This is a messenger RNA of Zophobas morio, 1410 nucleotides long. RefSeq names its product zinc finger MYM-type protein 1-like. The record is from RefSeq and is a predicted model, not a curated record. Bases 1 to 1410 code for a protein of 469 amino acids. The transcript has 5 exons. NCBI's taxonomy places the organism in Eukaryota, Metazoa, Arthropoda, Insecta, Coleoptera, Tenebrionidae.